AAAUAAUGAAAAUUGUGGCUGAAUAAAUGUAGAAUGAAAUUGACCUUGACCUCUUCGGGUUCAACCAAUGAAAAGUCAGGAAACUCUACACACCUCCAUCAUGCUUACAGAAGCAAAACAGCUGUAGAUAGACAAUUUUUAAAAAAAAUAGCCAUUCCAUUUCUGAUCCUCUCCUUUCCUGCCAUAACUACUCCAAAAUGACGCAACUAGGCAGGAUUGAUAUAGAUCAUCCUAGGUAUGACCAGAGCACAUUUAUAGGGAGGGCAAAGCAUUUCCUUAUAACUACAAACCCCUUGAAUGUAUUGGCAACAGAAGCUGAACUGGAUCAUGCUAAAAGCAUUGUUGAGAGAUACAGGAAAAAAGAAGAUAUUCCUGGUCUGACAGAGGAUGAAUUGUGGAAAGCUAAACAGCUGUAUGAUUCAGCAUUCCAUCCAGACACCCAUGAGAAGAUGAUUCUGAUUGGUCGAAUGUCUGCACAAGUACCAAUGAAUAUGACUAUAACUGGAUGCAUGAUGACCUUUUACAAAACUACCCCGGCAGUGGUAUUUUGGCAGUGGUUUAACCAGACAUUUAAUGCUAUUGUUAACUACACCAACAGAAGUGGAGACCACCCCAUUCCUGUCAAACAUCUGGCCCUGUCUUAUGCUUUGGCCACCACUGGAGCGGUGGGGACAGCUCUCACCAUCAAUAACAUGGUCAAGAAAUUCCCUCCGCUGAUCGGCAGAUUUGUGCCAUUCACGGCAGUAGCUGCCGCCAACUGUAUCAACAUCCCUUGUAUGAGGAGCAGGGAGCUCUUCAAUGGGAUACCAAUAUUUGACCAAAAUGGCAACCGUCUAGGAGAAUCUACAAUGGCUGCCAAAAGUGCCAUAACUCAAGUUGUUGUGUCUAGAAUAUUAAUGGCCACUCCAGGAAUGAUGAUUCCACCUUUUAUCAUGAACCACCUAGACAAGAAAAGCUUUAUGAAGAGAAUGCCCUGGCUUAAUGCUCCUAUCCAAGUCUUACUUGUGGGGUUUUUCCUAGUAUUUGCUACCCCCCUGUGCUGUGCACUAUUCCCUCAAAAGAGUUCUCUAGCUGUCAGUCAUCUAGAGCCAUCCAUCAGAGAAAAGAUACAAGCCUUGCCAGACGCCCCCGAGAGAGUCUUCUUCAACAAGGGACUAUAAAGACCCAGUGCUGUAGAGAUUCUCAGUGCUUCACCUAGUGUUUGGAUCAUGCAGUGAUUCAGUUACCUGUAAACGUGUGAUGAGGUUUUAUUUACAGGGCACGUGUUUCACCUCAGUAAUUGUUAUACACAACAUUUUAUAUUAUUUUAAAUGGAUAUACAAUGUACAUGUCUAGAUAUCAUGUUAUUUACUACUGUGGAUUUACAGUAUUUUAUGGUUGAAAUGAAGGUGUUGCAAAAUUUA
Molecule: messenger RNA, 1403 nt
Organism: Magallana angulata
Lineage: Eukaryota; Metazoa; Mollusca; Bivalvia; Ostreida; Ostreidae
Product: sideroflexin-1-like
Exons: 11
Coding region: 198-1160 (320 amino acids)
Biological process (GO): monoatomic ion transport; serine import into mitochondrion
Cellular component (GO): mitochondrial inner membrane
Molecular function (GO): monoatomic ion transmembrane transporter activity
Source: RefSeq, a predicted model, not a curated record